GUAAAAAUAAACGAUCUUCGUUACGCUUCCGGUUGCCAGCCGUGGCUUGAUAAGUCUGCUGAGAAAGCGUGCGUGUGUUGGAGGUAUUUAGCGUCUCGUUAAAGGGGCUUCAGCAACAUGAACAGCGUGGGGGAAGCCUGCACGGACCUGAAGCGGGAAUAUGAUCAGUGUUUUAACCGCUGGUUCGCCGAGAAGUUCCUCAAGGGAGAGAGAAGCGGCGACCCAUGCACCGAGAGCUUCCGGUUGUACCAGCGCUGCGUGCAGAAGGCCAUAAAGGACAAGGACAUCCCGGUCGACGGACUGGACUUCAUGGGGCCCAACAAGGACAAGCCUGAGAGCUGAUGUCUUCACUGAGGGACCAAAAAGUCUUUUCUCACAGCACCGAACGGCCGCAUCGAGUCUGGGCCUACUGAGCAUGCGCACAGAAAGAGCUCAACCAGAACCGAAGUUGUUUUCUCUGCUAUUGGAACAAACCGUGCAUUCUGGAUUGAACUGCUGUCAGUUUUUUCUUUAAUUGCAUUAAAAAGCAUUUGGUUGUGCUCGCUGGACUUCGCAGUACACUUGCUUUUCAAACACGUCAUUUGGACCUUGUUUUUUCUUCACCUUAACCCCCCCCCCCCACACACACACACAUAUUUUACUCUUGAUGAACAGACUUCUCUGCAGCAAAACGGCGUGUAAUUUCUAUGAUAAGGCUGUGUUAAUAUUGAUGUUCAUUGCAAAAUAAAAUGUCUGCUU
Molecule: messenger RNA, 738 nt
Organism: Doryrhamphus excisus (bluestripe pipefish)
Lineage: Eukaryota; Metazoa; Chordata; Actinopteri; Syngnathiformes; Syngnathidae
Gene: triap1
Product: TP53 regulated inhibitor of apoptosis 1
Biological process (GO): phospholipid translocation
Cellular component (GO): cytosol; mitochondrial intermembrane space; nucleus
Molecular function (GO): phosphatidic acid transfer activity
Source: RefSeq, a predicted model, not a curated record